AUGUCCCUGUUCCAGGUGCGCGAAUGGUGGACUGCUAAGGGCGAGCAUGAUGAGGAGUAUACGCCUGGGACGCUGGUGGUGGGCAACGUGGAUAAUGAUUCCUCUGGACACGUUAAAAUCGUAACGGGCAGCUUGAACGGGGUGCUGCGCAUGUAUUGCCCUACGCAGAGCGAAUUCCGGAUCGAGCAUCUACUGCUAGAGGAGAAUAUUCGACGUCCCAUUUUGCAGUUGGCUCUUGGCUACUUUAUUCCUAACCAGCGCAUUUUAGCACUCGCCAUCCUUCAGCCGAGGCGAAUCGGAGUUUAUGUGGUGGAGGGCGUGGGCGGAACGGGCAUGGCGGCCAAUUACUUUAAGAUCACGCUGCGAUACGAACACCUACUUGGCAUCGACGGUGAACACUUUACAGCAUACAACUUUAUCUACGGGCCUUUCGGGUCACCUAGCUUACAUUCGGGAACAGGAGCUCCUCAACGAUCAGAGCGUGAUCAUCUGUGCGUACAGUCGUUGGAUGGCCGGCUGCAGUUCUUCGAGCAGGACAGGUUUGCCUUUUUACAGCCGCUCAACAACAACUUUCUCCCGGGAGCGAUAUGUUAUGCGGCCAAUAUGGACGCUGUGGUAGCUGCCACGUCCGAUUUACAGCUCGAAUGCUACCGCUAUCAAGUUCUGGCAUCGGCGUCGCUUAAGAAGAAAAGAAAUGCUUUAGACGAAGACGGCAAGGAAGAUCGACAAAAAGAAGCCGCGUUGGCGUCAGUGCAUUGCGACUGGAAGAUAAAUAUUGGCGAAGUCAUCGUGGAUAUCCGCGUCGCACGGGUGUCAUACCAGGAAUCAGCUUCAAGUUUUGACAUCCUCGUACUGGGUGAGUUCACGUUGUUCGGUAUCAAACCGCAAGGAGAGGUUUUCCUGCAGAAGCGACUAGGUUUCCAUCCGUCGGCGUUUAUUCCUUUUCGACGCUACGCUUCACCGACCGAGAGGGUAUCACAGAGUACAACAGGGAUGGAGAACCUUCUCAUUGCCAGCCACACGAAACUCUGGAGUGUCUUCAAGGAAAAGACGCUCGUUUGGUCUGCAUGUGCGUCAACAGUCCCGGUGGCACUGCAGAUCACCGAACUGGGAGGCAUCGACGGGAUGAUCGUGAGUUUGGACUCGGACGGAGCGCUGAGUGUCAACUACAUGGGCACAGACCCGCCGUCUUCUGCUGUUGUCGCGCCAGACACAAAGGAAAUCAACUACGAGGAAAUGGAUGAGGAGCAUCGGCAAUUAUUGAAUGUCAUACGUCGCGCACAGGGCGAACGAAGGACAGAGCCCAAGGAUCGAGUCUUGAUUCGAGCGCAGGUGCCAGCGAUCCUGGAUGCGCUACCAGAUCGUAGCGAUGAAUUCAAUCGCGGUGGAGCAGGCUCCGCACAAGAAACGAACAGUAAGAAUACGCAGCUGACAAUGCGCGUGUACGUCACGUACACUGGAGCAACGCGUGUCUCCAAUGUGACGCUGUCGGUGUCGACACCCGAGAAUGUCGUGGCUAGUGACUCCUCGUUCGUGAUCGGGAGUAUCGACGGCAAGGCAUCGACGCCGCUUAUUAUCCCAGUCGUCUUACGUCCAAGUUCCGACGCCAUGCCUACGUCGCUCUCCGUUACAAUCUCAGCGUCUUACACACUCGAGACAGGCCAGCCGAGGGUCUCGCAGUGCGUUGUGAAGCUCCCCAUGUGCAUGGCAUGUCGCCUCGUCCCUCCCGUCAAGUCCAGUACCUUUAAGUUUACUCUCGAGACAAACCAGGAGCCUCUUGAACUUGCUAGUUUGUUUGAAGACAUGCUCCAUCAGCCAAGUUGCACGCCCGAGUGGGCGAAGCAGGUAGUGACAGGAGGCUCCGGCACAAAUGUACUGAGUUUUCAGUACUAUAACGGCGUCGAGGCGACAAUCCUCGUAUCGAAGAAUGCCGGACGCUAUCGUAUCCAGUCUAACGAGCUCGAGGCGCUCUGGAUGGUGUCGCAGGAACUAGUGGCACGACUUCGUGCAUUCUUCGACGGACAAGAACUGCACACAGAGGCCAAAGGAAGCGACGCUGGAACUGCCACGGCUCUCGAGGUGUUCUACCAGGAGCCACUGCCGCUAGCUGAUUACUUCGGCGCUAUUGACGCGCACUUCGUGCUUCGGAAGGAAAAACUCGAGCUCGCAGCGCAGCUGAACGACCGAGCGCACCAGUUCCGUGUGAUCCAGAAGCGGCUAUUGGUGCGCUACAAGGAUCGCAGCCCCGCCGCUGUCAACUUCCUGGACGUGCUGCUACACGGCACGUACGACCAACUCAUUUCGCUGUCGCACGCCAUGGAGGCGGUGGAAGCCAAGCUGAACCGUGCAGCCAACCGCUUGGCGUGCUGCGUGUCGCUCAUCCUGAUGCUCAUUAAGUUCCGGUUCCAUCUCAGUGAUGAAGACGCACGGCUGCUAGAAGCCUAUCUUUCUCCUGUCGUGAACGAGACGGCUGACAGCGGCGCCGUGGAGCAAGGCUGGGAGGAGCGGACAGACUGCGCUAUGACGGAGUUGCUGCGUACGGUGCUGGCCAAGCAGCCUCAACACAAGGACGGCGCAUCUGCGGCAUCCGCUGUCGCGACGAGUGAGCUACAGAUGCAGGAGGACACCAAGCGACUCAAGAAACACAUCACGAUCGUGUGUGAUCGCCUCGGCAAGGGGGCGUCUCUCGUCCCAGGCAACAGCACCAACACAGUAGCCAGCAGUGCAGCUCCAAGCGAGUCCAAAGGAGACUAA
Messenger RNA from Phytophthora infestans T30-4, 2754 nucleotides. RefSeq lists its product as uncharacterized. Bases 1 to 2754 code for a protein of 917 amino acids. The transcript is spliced from 3 exons. NCBI's taxonomy places the organism in Eukaryota, Oomycota, Peronosporomycetes, Peronosporales, Peronosporaceae. Gene Ontology annotation, cellular component: membrane; BBSome. The record is from RefSeq and is a predicted model, not a curated record. Gene Ontology annotation, biological process: cilium assembly.